Messenger RNA from Guillardia theta CCMP2712, 207 nucleotides. RefSeq lists its product as hypothetical. The transcript has a single exon. The record is from RefSeq and is a predicted model, not a curated record. NCBI's taxonomy places the organism in Eukaryota, Cryptophyceae, Pyrenomonadales, Geminigeraceae. The annotation marks the transcript as partial. Gene Ontology annotation, cellular component: endoplasmic reticulum. Gene Ontology annotation, molecular function: misfolded protein binding; protein-folding chaperone binding.
AUGUCCGACAAGAUUGCAGAUCAUUAUUCAAUUUUGGGUCUUACUUUCGGCGCAAGUCCGGAAGAAGUUAAGAGCGCUCACAAGAAGCUUGCUUUGAAAUACCAUCCAGAUAAGAACAAAGGAGAUGAGAAUACGGCAAAGCUUUUCAUGCAGAUCCAAGAGGCCUAUCAAGCUCUGUCUGAUGAGAAAGUAAGAGAGGCUUACGAU